This is a messenger RNA of Acanthochromis polyacanthus (spiny chromis), 930 nucleotides long. RefSeq names its product helt bHLH transcription factor (gene helt). NCBI's taxonomy places the organism in Eukaryota, Metazoa, Chordata, Actinopteri, Pomacentridae. Gene Ontology annotation, biological process: regulation of transcription by RNA polymerase II; anterior/posterior pattern specification; regulation of neurogenesis. Gene Ontology annotation, molecular function: DNA-binding transcription factor activity, RNA polymerase II-specific; protein dimerization activity; RNA polymerase II cis-regulatory region sequence-specific DNA binding. Bases 126 to 830 code for a protein of 234 amino acids. The transcript is spliced from 4 exons. The record is from RefSeq and is a predicted model, not a curated record. Gene Ontology annotation, cellular component: nucleus.
GAUGGUCCCUUUAUAAAGGCCAGCUUUCCUCACAAACCUCAGUCUGCUUCAUCUCCUACCAGAUCAACACAUCUCUCCAUCUUCCAGCUGAACACAUAUUUAAGAAGAUUGUCAGGAAUUCGUCGAUGGCAUCUAAAAUGAAAGACAGAAAGAGAACUCCAAUCUCUCACAAAGUCAUUGAGAAAAGAAGACGGGACCGCAUUAAUCGCUGCCUAAACGAACUUGGGAAAACUGUUCCAAUGGCUCUGGCCAAACAGAACUCUGGGAAACUGGAGAAAGCUGAAAUCUUGGAAAUGACUGUUCAGUACUUGCGCGCGCUCCACUCAGCGGAUUUCCCCCGUGGCAGAGAAAAAGGUGAACUGCUUGCUGAAUUUGCAAACUACUUCCACUACGGAUACCACGAGUGUAUGAAGAACCUGGUGCACUAUCUGACCACAGAGGACAGAGCUGAAACCAAAGACAUCAAGUACGCACGGAUCCUCGCCUUCUUACAGUCAAAGUCCCGUGUGGUCACCGAGCCCGUGUUCGGCUCCGUCGGUUCGAUGCCGGAACCGUCUGACUACCUCAGCCAGCUGCACUCCUCCCCGGAGCACCAAAGCCACAGUCCACCCGAGCCCGUUUACCAGCAGAGUCCACCGGGACACUUCUCCUGGCACAGCUCCGCCCGCAGCCCGGGCAUCUCGUACCCAACUGUGCCGCUCUCUGCGCACACGCAGCAACACGGAGGAUACUUGUCGCCAGUGCAGGGACUCGAUCACCAUUAUUUCAACUUCAUCGGUCACACGCACGCAAACACGUUCAGUUUGCACAGUGCGCAACACGCCAUGUAAAUAGCUUUGCUUGUUUUGCUGUUGUUUUUAUUUAUACGGCUGUGAAUGAUGGAAACAGAUCCUGUACAUGUUGUGAAUAAAUACAGUAUUUCUGACAGAA